This is a messenger RNA of Fusarium mangiferae, 651 nucleotides long. Its product is annotated as putative novel protein of ras superfamily KREV-1. The transcript is spliced from 8 exons. Gene Ontology annotation, cellular component: plasma membrane. The coding region runs from base 1 to 651 and encodes 216 amino acids. NCBI's taxonomy places the organism in Eukaryota, Fungi, Ascomycota, Sordariomycetes, Hypocreales, Nectriaceae. The record is from RefSeq and is a predicted model, not a curated record. Gene Ontology annotation, molecular function: GTPase activity; GTP binding; GDP binding. Gene Ontology annotation, biological process: signal transduction.
AUGCCACGACAUUAUCACUACCAACCCAGUCGCGAACUCCAUGUGGUAGUCCUGGGAGCAGGCGGCGUGGGCAAAAGUUGUUUAACUGCCCAGUUCGUCCACAAUGAGUGGAUCGAGAGCUAUGAUCCCACCAUAGAAGAUUCUUAUCGCACGCAGCUUCAGGUUGAUGGACGUCAAGUUAUUCUCGAAAUCCUCGAUACUGCGGGGACCGAGCAAUUCGUCGCCAUGAGGGAUCUGUACAUGAAAACCGGUCAAGGUUUUCUUCUUGUGUUCAGUAUCACAUCGUCUUCCUCCCUAAGUGAACUGGCAGGUUUGCGUGAAGAAAUCAUCCGGAUAAAAGACGACGAAAAUGUACCUCUUGUUAUUGUCGGUAACAAAGCCGAUUUGGAGGAGAAUCGCGCUGUGCCCCGAGCCAAGGGCUUCUCCAUCUCACAACGAUGGGGCGCACCCUACUAUGAGGCUAGCGCGAGGACAAGGACCAACGUUGAUGAGGUCUUUAUCGAUCUCUGCAGGCAAAUGUUGCGAAAAGAGGACGAACAACACGCGAAUGACGGACCCAAUGACGACUACAAGUAUGAUCACGGCCGGAGUUCUCAUAGACGUCAACGACGUCGCCGAAAGAAGGACUCACCGCGAUGUGUGAUCCUGUGA